Aureobasidium melanogenum CBS 110374 is the source of this 2229-nucleotide messenger RNA. RefSeq lists its product as uncharacterized. The transcript has 2 exons. The record is from RefSeq and is a predicted model, not a curated record. Gene Ontology annotation, cellular component: mating projection tip. Bases 1 to 2229 code for a protein of 742 amino acids. Lineage: Eukaryota; Fungi; Ascomycota; Dothideomycetes; Dothideales; Saccotheciaceae.
AUGCGGAACUACUACGCUACGCAAGAUGUACCACGACCGUCCUCCGAUCAACCAUCAUACCUAACACCAUACCUUGGUCUUCGAGCUAGGCUCUCGCAGGUUUGGAUCAACCGCUGGACAAUUCUCAUUCUUCUCGUCCUGAUACGGGCACUACUCGCUAUUGGAAGUGUGAAUACGAACCUGACUUCCGCAAAAAGAGAAGCACUCUCUGCUUGUACUGGCGUGGAAAAUGUCGGAAGCGCCAUGGCGAGCAUGCCUUACUACAUGUCGUCUGGCGUGAACGAACUCACCGCAUCAGGAAUCGAGAAGGCCAUUAACGGGUUGAUGUCAAUGCUUCUGCUCAGCGUCACUGUACUUGAGGAGGUUUUUGUGUUCUACGUCAACCUUCUCACCUCGACCUACAUCUGUCUUUUCACCUUCGCUGUUGGUGGUAGCCUACACGUUGCCAUUGAUGUUGCUGAGGAUGUUGGAAACUUCUUGAAUUCCACCGCCAAAGACGUAGGUACCGAACUUGGUGAUGCUGUCAAUGACUUCCAGAAGGCCAUGAACAAAUUUACUGGUGCGAUUGAAGAUGUCGGCAGCUUUUUCUCUGGAAAGAAUGUCGACAUUCCUGAGAUCAAUUUGAACUCAUCAAUCGCCAAACUCGACUCAUUGCAACUUCCCUCCGGAUACGACCAAGGGCUAGACAAAUUGAACGACUCCAUUCCGACAUUUGCUGAAGUUCACAAUGCAACAAACACAGCUCUUCGCUUCCCUUUUGAAGAGGUCAAGAAACUGCUCAAUGAAUCAAUGGGCAGAUAUACCAUGAAUCGAUCAAUGUUUCAUGUUCCGCCAAAGGAGAAACUCACAUUCUGCUCUGACAAUCACGGCAUCAACGACUUCUUUGAUGACCUCGCAGAUGUGAUUACGCUAGCAAAGAAGAUUUUCCUUUCUGUCCUCAUCAUUGCUGCAAUCCUUGCCUGCGUUCCCAUGGCUUACCGAGAGGUUCGUCGCUGGCGUUUACAAGAACAACGAGCAAGAGCUAUCAAACAUAUAAACGACCCUAUGGAUGCUGUCUACGUCGUCUCGCGUCCGUACACAGCCGAUUUUGGUGUCAAAGUUUCGAACCACUUCUCAUCGACCCGUGCACGGACACUUGUGAGAUGGACAGUCGCCUAUGCCACAACAACACCUGCGUUGUUCGUUCUUUCUCUUGCAAUUGCCGGACUUCUUGGUUGUCUCUGCCAAUAUAUCCUACUUCAGACGAUCAAAAAAGAGGUCCCAGAGCUUACCGAGCAAGUGGAUGCCUUCGCUGAUAAGGUGCAAUGGGCACUCAACAAUGCUUCUCUUGCAUGGGCUGUUGAUACCAAUCAUGUCAUCAACGUGACCAACACCAAAAUCAAUGAAGACAUCUUUGGCUGGGUCAAUACCACAACUGGAGCAGUCAACAACACUCUCAACCUUUUCGUCGAUGGGAUGAAUGACGCGAUCAAUGCCACUUUUGGUGGUACGGUCCUGGAAGAUCCCGUUCAAGAAGUUGUGAACUGUCUGAUCACGCUCAAGAUUGAAGGCAUACAGAAAGCCUUGACUUGGGUCAGUGAUCAUGCUCAUGUUGACUUCCCAAUGGUCAACAACGACACUUUCUCUCUCGGAACCAUGGAAAAGAUCAACGAUACCUCAUCAGGAAACAGCUCGAUGCUGUCUGAACCAGACACCAUUGAUGCUGGCGGCCAAAUCUCUUCAGCUGUCCUUUUUGUUGUUCGUUCACUGGAAAAGGCUGUGAGGCAAGAAGCUAUCAUCUCAACUUGCGUGCUAAUCAUUUACUUGCUGAUCGUGCUCGUCGGACUUAUCAGAGCUGGUUACAUCUUCUCUCGCAGAAGUUCUUCGAUCUCCUCGCGAGUGCCUACCUACGAACAAGCAACCAGUGCUACGACCGUCGACACCAGUGACAAUUCAGCAAAUCGUUUCAAUGGCCAAUCAUACACCCUUUCGCCUCGCAAAUUCCAACUUUCCGACUAUCCGGGCGUCACGUCUCCUAUCUUGAGCUCUGGCUUCAGUCCGAGCGAAAAGGUUGGGUUCGUUGGCUCCCAAAAUGUCGAAGCUGCAACACGUCGACCUACACACAUUCGUGCCAGCAGUCAUGGCAACUUUGCAGAAGUUGCAUCUCCCGUAGACAACUCUCCAUCCAGCCCGCAAAGGAGUAACACUCAUUUGCAACCACAAGAUCCAUUCGCCGAUCAUGCCCGGUGA